Messenger RNA from Brassica oleracea var. oleracea, 1160 nucleotides. Its product is annotated as MADS-box transcription factor PHERES 2. The transcript has a single exon. Lineage: Eukaryota; Viridiplantae; Streptophyta; Magnoliopsida; Brassicales; Brassicaceae. Bases 33 to 1160 code for a protein of 375 amino acids. The record is from RefSeq and is a predicted model, not a curated record. Gene Ontology annotation, biological process: positive regulation of transcription by RNA polymerase II. Gene Ontology annotation, molecular function: RNA polymerase II cis-regulatory region sequence-specific DNA binding; DNA-binding transcription factor activity, RNA polymerase II-specific; protein dimerization activity.
UCUCACACACACAAACACAAAAGAAGAUAAUCAUGGUGAGGUCCAGGGUGAAGUUAUCACUCAUACCUGACAAAACAUCAAGGAGAACAACGUUCAAGAAGAGGAAGGGAGGGAUUAUGAAGAAACUCAACGAGCUUGUGACUCUCUGCGGCGUCGAAGCAUGUGCGGUCGUCUACAACGGUCCAAACGAUGCGAACCCGGAGGCUUGGCCGUCAAGGGAAGGUGCUGAAGAGGUGAUUUCCAAGUUUAUGGGGUUCCCGAAGGUGGAACGGGAGAAAAAGAUGUACGACCAAGACAGGUAUACGGGGGAGAGGAUCAUGAAAGAACAAGCGACGCUCGAGAGGGUGAAAGACGAGAACCGAGAGCUCGAACUUAAAGAGAUUAUGUUCGAUCUUCUCAAAGGGAAGAGGAUGAUGGAGCAUCAUUCUAGUGAUGCACGUGUUGUUAAUGAAUUGUGUGAAUUCAUUGACUAUAAUGUCAGUGAGCUAACUAAGAGGAUCCAUUUGCUUCAGGCCAACGGCGGGCCAGUUUCGUUUCCUCCCCUUGAUGUCGGUGCUGCUGUUGGGGAUGUGAACCCUAUUGCUGAUGCAGAUGUUUCUCCCGUAACGAUGCCUUACGGAUUUAAUUUUGAUAAUAUUCAAAACAUGAAUAUGAAUCAACCAGCUCCUGCGUAUCUUAAUGGUCAUAUUCAAAACAUGAAUAUGAAUCAACAAGCUCCUGCUUAUCUUAAUGAUCAUAUUCCAUAUCAGAAUAUGAAUCAGCAAGCGUUGUUUCACAACCAGGUUCCAACUAACUUUUCUGGUCAUGUUCCAUAUCAGAAUAUGAUGAAUUAUCAAGAGCCAAUUCAAAACCAAGUGCCUGAUAAUGUUUAUGAUCAGAAUCAAAAUGGAUUCAAUGGUUUGAACCAGGGUAUGGGUUUGGAUAUGAAUCAUAAUCUGAGUGAGAGUUUCAAUCAGUAUACAAAUCUACAUGAUCAACCGUACCUGAACCAAUUGAUGGCACAAACUCAGCAGAUGAGUUAUGCUGAAGAGCUUGCAAGCCUUGCUGCCAUGGACAACAACAACUAUCAACUACCAAGCACCAGUUACAUGCCGUCCAUGGAUCUUUCUGCUCUUAACACCAACAACAACCCUUGGCCUACUAGGUUUGGUUUGGAGUGA